Hypanus sabinus (Atlantic stingray) is the source of this 3006-nucleotide messenger RNA. It is a transcript of the gene nubp1, whose product is annotated as nucleotide binding protein 1 (MinD homolog, E. coli). Bases 122 to 1234 code for a protein of 370 amino acids. Lineage: Eukaryota; Metazoa; Chordata; Chondrichthyes; Myliobatiformes; Dasyatidae. The transcript has 11 exons. Gene Ontology annotation, biological process: iron-sulfur cluster assembly. Gene Ontology annotation, molecular function: ATP binding; 4 iron, 4 sulfur cluster binding; ATP-dependent FeS chaperone activity. The record is from RefSeq and is a predicted model, not a curated record. Gene Ontology annotation, cellular component: cytosol.
CGACUUCGCUGAGCUGCAACCUGCUUCUUGGGAGGAACGUUUAUUCGCAGCGUUCGCGGUAGCCAGUGCAAGUCGCGGUUGCACUGAAACCGGAAGUGCGGCUCCAGGAAGGAUCGAGAGGAUGGCGGAUGUCCCGACCAAUGCACCGGCACAUUGUCCAGGGACAGCCAGUGAAGAUGCCGGUAAAGCUUCCGCCUGCCAGGGUUGUCCUAAUCAAGCGUUAUGUGCUUCCGGUGCUGCAAAAGCUCCAGAUCCAGCCAUUCAGGAGAUUAAGGAGAAGAUGGUAUCCGUUAAACAUAAAAUCCUGGUUUUGUCCGGAAAAGGAGGGGUUGGCAAGAGCACUUUCAGUGCCCAUCUAGCUCACGGGAUAGCGAGUGAUGACACCAAGCAGGUUGCUCUUCUAGAUGUUGAUAUCUGUGGUCCAUCAAUUCCAAAAAUGAUGGGAGUAGAAGGUGAACAGGUACACCAGAGUGGGUCAGGAUGGUCUCCUGUGUAUGUAGAAGAAAAUCUGGGUGUAAUGUCAGUAGGAUUUUUGCUCAGCAGUCUUGAUGAUGCUAUCAUUUGGAGAGGACCCAAGAAAAAUGGUCUGAUCAAACAAUUUUUGCGAGAUGUGGACUGGGGAGAAGUGGACUACUUGAUUGUUGAUACACCACCUGGUACCUCAGAUGAGCAUCUCUCUAUUGUACAGUACCUGAGUGCCACGGAGGUCGAUGGAGCUGUGAUCAUCACCACUCCUCAGGAGGUUUCACUACAGGAUGUCAGAAAAGAAAUCAACUUCUGCCAGAAAGUGAAACUGCCUGUAAUCGGAGUUGUAGAAAAUAUGAGUGGUUUUGUGUGCCCAAAGUGCCAGCAUGAAUCCCAAAUUUUCCCACCAACCACCGGAGGCGCCAUGAAGAUGUGUAAAGAUUUAAACAUUCCAUUUCUUGGGAAACUACCCUUGGAUCCCAGGAUAGGGAAGAGUUGUGAUGAAGGCAAAUCAUUCUUAUCAGAAAUACUCGAUUCUCCUGCAUGUAUUGCUUACAAGGAGAUUGUUAAACAUCGCAAUCGAGUGUUUGGUUUCUUUUUGCAUUUCAUCUUCCUGUGCCUUCGUAACUGCCUCUACAAUGGGAUUCAAGUCUACUGGUACAACAUAAACUUUAGCAUUAGCAGUUGCUGCAGUGGUCAAAAUUUAUUUUGCUUGCUGAUUUUUUUAUGUCAUCUAGGUCUUUCAGUUUGCGCUAAAGCAAAUUGUUAACAAAGUUAAAAUAUCUUGGCUUCUUGAACCUGUUAAUUUUCUGGUUUGGACCUAUUUGCAACAAAAAAUUGUGUUACCUGACCUUUUGGUUGCUCACUACAGCUGCAGCUUAGCUUCACACAUAGUAAAUUUCAUCUGGAACCUUUGCAGAGAACAAGUUCUUUUGCCGUAAAGCUAUCAGUUGAAUUACAUUCUGCAAUAAGCACUUGGAUAUAUUUAUGCCACUCAUGGAAUUUCUUCCAGAUAAACCUUCUCCACAAACCUAAGAUGAUGAAUAUUUCUCAAUUUUACCUGAAAAAUUAAAGCUGGACAGAUUUAUUUCACACUUCUUUCACCUUAGCUUAUCAAAUUUUUAAUUAAUGCUGUGCUUGGGUUUGCUUCAACCAUAUUGUUAUACCAAGCAAAGAGCACUUCAUAAAACCCAGGAUAUUUUGUGCAUUUCAACAAUUUAGUACUGGUCUUUUCCACUCUUACUAUCUUUAAUUCUAUUUAGCAUUCCUUAUCCAGCUAAUUAGUGUAAGCUCUUACUUAUUUGCAUGUUCUUUCAUUAUUAAAUGCCUUCAAAGAUUUGCAGUUUGUUUCCUUUGGUUAGUCAUUAUUUUCAGCCACACUUGAAGUAUAAACACCAAUGUUGCACAAAGAAAAUCAGCCUUACUGAUAUUGAAGCUAACACUGACACAUUGAAUUUAUUUUGUAUAUCCAAGCCUAUUCCGUUUGUUCAAUACAUUGUGUUAUGUCUAGUUACAAUGACAGAAGUAACAGUAUGCUAUUCAAUUUAACUGAUAAAGAACAUAACUUGUAUGCAGAUUAUUAAUGAAAGAUUAAAGGUGGAAACAGGUUGGUUGCUAACUCAAUAGAUUAUCCCUCCAGUUCCAGUGAGGUGCAAAUUACAAAGGCAAAUAGAAACAGCUGAGGACUUUGUGUGGUUAAUACGAGUUUGAAAUAAUUAGAAAGCACUACAUCAAGUUUGUCUGGGCACAACAGUGGGGAUCUGAUAGUUGUUCCUUUAGUCUGAUUAGUUUUCCUGUCUCUGAAGAUAGUGGUUGUUAGCAGUUUUCCCAUAUUGUUUUUGCCUUUUAUAUAUACACAAUAAAUAUAAAAGAUUACUUGUACCUCAUUUCAUGCCCCAAGUUCGUACAGUGUGCACUACUUUAUCUUAAAUUUAAAUACAGUAUCUCAUUUUUUUUUAUUGAAACAGGAAUCCAGGAAUACUGUGCUACACAUAGUUCUGAAGUGGGAAAAAAAUGCCUAACAAAUUAAGAAUUAUUUCAUGUUUCUCCGCAACAUGCUGAGUGAAUUUGACUGACUUGCAUCCAUCGGUGAAGGCAAUUAAAUUAAUUCAUCUGGACUAUUUUUUCCAAUCCUUGUAGGCGAUUCCUAAUAUUUAAGACCUGCAUCUGAUCCUAUUCCUGAGCAAAGUUAUACUUUUUUAAUUUCAAUGAAUGUUAAGAUUUGUAAAAGUGUCUGAAUUUGCAUAAUGCACAAAAGGUAAUAGUGGUGAUAAAGGAUAUACGUGAUUGGGUCAUUUAAUGGGGGUGGGCUACGUUAAAGAGGAAACCAUGUUUGGGUGCUUGCUAAUAAGGACAAUUAACAAUUGUCCUUGUACCUUGCUAAUUCAAUAAAUUCUUACCUUAAGCACCAUCCCAGGAAGUGCAUAGUAAAUAAGAAAUUGUUAUUCUUGUUAGAACAUAUUUAAUGUUUAAAUUUAAAAUAUCUAUUUUUGUGUUUUUUGUGACUUAAUUUACUCUGAAAAAUAAAGUCCAAUCACUUGG